Messenger RNA from Papilio polytes (common Mormon), 3745 nucleotides. It is a transcript of the gene RalGPS, whose product is annotated as ras-specific guanine nucleotide-releasing factor RalGPS1-like. The record is from RefSeq and is a predicted model, not a curated record. Gene Ontology annotation, biological process: Ras protein signal transduction; positive regulation of GTPase activity. Bases 249 to 2021 code for a protein of 590 amino acids. NCBI's taxonomy places the organism in Eukaryota, Metazoa, Arthropoda, Insecta, Lepidoptera, Papilionidae. Gene Ontology annotation, molecular function: guanyl-nucleotide exchange factor activity. Gene Ontology annotation, cellular component: plasma membrane. The transcript has 12 exons.
UAGCAACUACAAUAUAUAGUCUACAGCAGUAUUUUUAAUUUUUUAAGAACAAACUAGUAGAUUGUAACAUAAAUAAGAAACGAAAUAGUGUUAUAACAUUGUUAACCACAAAGCUAAAAAUAUUAACAAUGAAGUGUGUUCGUGUAACGCUGUAUGAAUUAUAGUUUCGCGAUUUCUAUGUAAAAUAUGGUGCUUUAAUUAUUUUCAAAAAAAUAUUAGUGAAAUAUGCGAUUUUUUUUUCGACCGAAAUGCCACGGGAUAUUCUGAGUGAAAGUUUAGCUGUCCUCCGAAUUAUUGAGCACGAAGAUGAAGAGUGUUGGCCCUUGGAAGACAAAGCGCCAGUUUGUAAACAAGCGAACAAGAAAAUUGUCAAUCCCGCUCCGAGCUGCCAGAAAGUUAUCACUAAGGAUGACAAUGCCUGUUAUUUUAAUUUAGGCCAUGGAGAUGGAACAAGCAAUCGUCAGCAAGAUCCAGUGUACAAAUACAAAACUAACAGCUUGCCAGCGGCAUCUUCCAUCAAUCAGUCCUGGGACGAUAUAGUUUGCUCUGCGUUGCGUAUAUCCCCAGAGGACAUAGCCAAUCAGUUGUCGCUCCUCGACCUGGCCUGCUUCAAGGCCAUCCAGCCCGAGGAGCUCACAACCUGCGGCUGGAAUAAACGCAACAAGCUCACUGUUGCCCCCAACGUCGUUGCCUUUACUAAGCGCUUUAAUAGGGUGAGCUUUUGGACAGUUCAAGAGAUACUAAACGGACAGUCGCCGAAGGCGCGGGCGGAGACUUUAGCUCACUUCAUAAAAGUCGCGAAGAAACUGCACGAACUUAACAAUCUUCAUUCGCUCUUCGCUAUCAUCUCUGCAUUAAACAGCGCAAGCAUAUACAGGUUGACGAAGACAUGGGCGUGUUUGUCGAAGAAAGAUAAACAGCAGUUCGACAAAAUGGCUGAAUUAUUUGGCGAGAAAGACAACUGGUCAGCUCUAAGGGAAUAUCUCCGCUCUAUCUCGCUGCCUUGUAUACCCUACCUUGGUAUAUUUUUAACGGACUUGGUGUACAUCGAUAUGGCACAUCCUGCGGAGUCUCCGCACCGCGCUGCCAAAAUGGCGGUGGUUUUACGCACUCUGCGCCGCUACCAGGCGUCACAGUACGACACGCCGCACCUACUUCAUGUCGCUGCGUUCCUCAAUAGCGUACGAUACAUCGAGGAGUUGCAGAAGUUCUUAGAGGAUGAUCAGUACAAGUUGUCAUUAAAAUUGGAACCACCGUCUCCUUCGGGCAGCCGUACUAGCUCCAAGGAGUCGGUAAAGGAGUGCGCGGCUUCGACAGUUGGGGGCUCCGCGUGUGUUGCGGCGGCGGGCUGUGCGGGUGCUCCGCCCUCGUUGCUCUCUCCGUCCCAUCGCCUCGGCUGCGGUUCUCUACGUCUGCAAGCCCCCUUCCAACCUAAGUUCAUACCGACACAUAGGAAGUGCCGCUCUCUUGGUUCCAACAUCUUCGGCAAGGGGUCCGGGCAGGGGGAGGAGCGCGAGGGGUGCGCGGGGCAGACUCCCCCGGGCUCCGUCAACCUACUUGACGACACGCUGUUAGAGGCGCCGGUCUCCGGAGCGGCGACUCCGCCUACUGGAGCCCUGCAUAGUGAGCUGUCGAACUCUGUGCCUUUCAAAUGCGACUUUGAGAGCUACGUGCGCAGGAAGACGGUGCUGAAGGAUGGGAGGAAGAUAUCUCUGUCGUCAUGGCAACGAUUUUGGUUGGAACUCGCCGGACCCGCUCUCGUCUUUUAUGCUUCCAAGUCAUUUAAAGGGAGUAGCCGUAGCGACUUCAGGUCGGAGCGGUGCAAGGUGAUACCGCUGUUGGGAUGGACAGCCGCGCUUGAGGCUCCAGACUGCUUCCAGCUGCUGCACCGCGCCGCCGGCACACUCUACAGGUUCAAGACGGGGUCAGAGAGUGUAGCGAAGCAAUGGGUGGUGAAGAUAGAGGAGGUGAAUAACAGAAGUGAGAAGCCGCUGCCAGCAAAUCUUAUGUCGUUCGAGUAACGCUCAUCGCCUUAUGUACUUUAUUACUUAAGUGGCGUGGAAACUUACUCUAGUGUCACACGGGAGUGGUACUGCUGCUUGUACCGCAUUACACUCUGUGUGAUACAAGUUAGUUUAUCGUCUGUACUGAAUCGCUACGUUUGCGUCCUCGAAGCAAUUGAAUAUUUUAACAAUAUGAGCUGAGGUGCUCAAUUUUUUUAGCCAAAGAAGUACUAAUUGUUAUGCACAAAAUGUACGCAGCUAUUUGCGUUUGAAUUUGUGUUUCGAUUGUUGUGAUACUUGUUUUGAAACAUACAGUCGAAACCCGUAGUAUCGCCCUACAUCGAAAUAUCACUCGCGUUGCAUUUAUAAGAUGUUUUUUCCUGUAGCAGUAAAUGGCGGGUUUUUUAGAUCUCUGGAAAAGUGAUAAGCUAGAAAUCUCAGUUGCUACAGUCUUAAUUUCUCUUUUAAUUGGGUUAUAAUGGUUUUGUUUUUUCAACUCCCACCGUUUAGUUUUUUUAAUACUCUUUCGGAUGAUGUAAUGGUUUUUUUUUUGUUAAAUCGAUGUUUAAUUUUCACUAAUAGGUUAAUGUAUUCAUCCGCCUAAUGCUUUAGCUGAUUGCUAAAGAUAAUUUUCAAUGUUAUGCGUUUUUGUAUCUGCUUGAUAUGGCGUAUAAACUGCAUUAUGUAACAUUAGUUAUUUAAUUACGUGCUAUAUCAAAGUAGAAACCUUUAUUUCCAAACCAAAUUGUACAAAUAUCACUUUUUGUUUGUUCUGAAGUCUAUCUAUAUGCAGAUAAAGGUUUGUUUGAACAAAAUACAGACGAACAAAUCGUUUUUGCCAAUAUAGAUUCUCAUUCGUGUUUAAGUUAGUCAUUAUGUUACUGAUUGAAUGUGAACUCCGUCGGUUUAUAAUCUGACUAAUAUAUGAUAUGAUAUAGCAAUAUCUAGUCGGAUUAAAAACUGUCGAAUUUAACAAUUAAUCGGUAUAAUUUUGUUUAUUUAAUUUUAUUUGUACUGGGGCCUAAACAUAUAUGUUAUUGUUAAUAAAUUGUAUUGCCUUAUGUCGUAAUGUGCCGUGUUUUAGAGAUCUAUAAAAAAUAUAUAUUCACUAUAAGAUAUAUAUUCAAAGCGAUAGUUUAAUGAUCAAAUAUAAUAUGUUUAACAGUGAUAUAUGAUAAAUAAAAAACAGUGCUAUUAUUAUAUAAGAAGUAUUAUAUUUUUAGUUUUUUAACUUGCCCAGAUAUUGGUUUUUUGAAAUUGCCUGUUAUAAAUGUUAAAAUAUAAAAAUUAAAGCAAUAAAACUUUAGUUGGAAGAAAAAUGAAAAGUUACUAAUUUUAAGAGGGGGAGAUAAAAGAAUCUAUUAAGUAUUAAAAUCACAAAAUAGGGUAUUCCCUUAAUCGAUCGUCCCAAUGGGAAAAAGUCCCAAUUGUCAAUCGAUUAUUGACCUGAUCGACCCAAUGGGAAACACAAAACAAAAUAUAAAAAUACUCAACUUUUUAACAUGUAGCAAUCGUUUCGAAUAAAUUACGUCCUUUUAUAACAUUUUAAAGAGAAAUUCAGAUUUCUGUUUCACCUUUCAGAUGCUUUUUCCUCUAAAUCCAGAUCAAAAGAUCGUGUAGAUUUUUAUUAUCGAUUUACUUGUGUAAAAUUUCCUAAUAAUCAGAUGGAAUUUCAUAUUUAACCUUCCUUAUUAGUAAUUUAAUAAAACCAGUUCCUAGAAUAAUCUUUUUGUAAUUAUUGG